Neoarius graeffei (lesser salmon catfish) is the source of this 5158-nucleotide messenger RNA. RefSeq names its product NACHT, LRR and PYD domains-containing protein 12-like. Lineage: Eukaryota; Metazoa; Chordata; Actinopteri; Siluriformes; Ariidae. Gene Ontology annotation, molecular function: protein binding. The record is from RefSeq and is a predicted model, not a curated record. The coding region runs from base 945 to 4190 and encodes 1081 amino acids. The transcript is spliced from 12 exons.
UUCAGUACGAGCAGAAAGUCUUCACUAAACUACCUUCUACUUAUAUGUUUGUAGAACCACUGGAUUGCACAGAAUUUCAAUAACUAGUACCGGGAAGCUUUUAUUCAGACCUCAAACACGUUAAAAAGCAUGAUAUUCGUUCUGAGUUGUAGCUGUUUUUUUUUUUUUUUAAAUAAGUCAGUUUGAGUUUACAGCAUCACACAGCGGGGUCACCAAAUGGUCACGUUCUCGUUCAUUUACGUUGAAUUCCCUCAGAUUCAGGUAUAAUUUUUUUUAAUCUCUUGGUCAAAAAGCCAGCAUAACUUUUGCAUAUUGCUAAAAUAGGACAUCUCCAGAAGGUAUAACCUUAAUUUGAACUCAUUUGAAAAGUGAGCUAAAGAAGAAAAUUCGAUUUUUCGUUUGCCAGGAAAUUGCCUUGUUGUCAAGUGGUCCUGAAAGAAUGUCCUUGAUUGCUGUCACAAACAUCCUCUUAAUCCGGAAAUUUAAAGAGAUGAAGUGUUUGAUAUCUGGUUUAAACAAAUAUGGUGUCGAGUGAGGAAUCGGAAGCCAGAAUUUUACUCUGUGAGCCAAGUUUUGGGACCUGCGUAUUUUACCUUAUUUUCAGCCCGCGUGAUGAAAUCAAAAUUCUUGAUUUUUUUCACAAAAUUGAGAAUUUUGUGGCUUGUGGCCACCGUUUGCUCAAUUUUUCUGUGCAUUCUGUCUUAAAACAGAUUAAGCCUUGCUUACACAAAAGACGCUGUCUGUUUGUCCCCCAGGUGGAAUUAUCACGUGAUGCGAGAUGUCAUGCCCAAGGGGCCGAUUGGAACAGCAAGAACAAUUAUUUUGUUUCUGCUUUACACCGAACAGAUUUGGGUUUGAGAUCAAAAAGAUGAAUAUGAGCCGAUAGAUCAGAAUUUCAGCUUCAUCUCCUGAUCUUUACAUCUCGAUGUGUUCAGCAACAGAACAUGACACCUUUGGAGGCAGACCACCCAAUGGUUAGAAUGAUGGAGGGAAAGAGAUCAGACUCACCAGACCCCAGCUGUGUGUCCAUGAAGAGUGACCAGUCAAUGGGACUCCCAAUUCUCUUCAGAGACAGAGACAGUCCUGCUGAUCUGAGACCACAAAAGAAGAAAUCAAACAUCAGCAGAAAUCAGCUGGAGUCCAUAUUCAAGGAGCUGGAACACAAAGUCAUCAGUGUGAUCCAGAAGGAGCUGAAGAGGUUUCAGAAGCUCCUGAGUCCAGAUUCCCCAGCAUGCUCUGAGAGGGAGGUGGAGGAUGAGGAGGAUCAGAACAGUGUCAGAGAGGGAGUGCUGAAGAUCACACUGCACUUCCUGAAGAACAUGAACCACACAGAUCUCGCUCACACACUGCGCAACAAACACGUCUCUGUGUAUCAGCAAAAGCUGAAAUCUAACCUGAGAGAGAAGUUUCAAAGAGUUAAUGAAGGAAUCUCACAGCAUGGAAGCUCAGCUCUUCUGAAUGAGAUCUACACAGAGCUCUACAUCACAGAGGGUUGGAGUGGAGACGUCAAUAAAGAACAUGAGGUGAGACAGAUUGAGACGGCGUCCAGGAGACCAGCAACACAGGAGACACCCAUCAAAUGUAAUGAUCUCUUUAAAGACACAUCCAUCAGAAGCGUGCUGACUAAAGGAGUUGCUGGAAUUGGAAAAACAGUCUCUGUGCAGAAGUUCAUUCUGGACUGGACUGAAGGAGAAGCGAAUCAGGACGUCACCUUCAUGUUCCCACUUCCCUUUAGAGAGCUGAAUCUGAUGAAGGAGAGAAAUCUCAGUCUGAUGACUCUUCUUCAUCACUUUUUCCCAGAAAUGAAAGAAUUACGAUUCAUAGACUGUGAUGUGAACAAAUUCCUGUUGAUCUUUGAUGGUCUGGAUGAGUGUCGACUUCCUCUAAAUUUCCAGAACAAUGAGAGAUUGUGUGAUGUGACAGAGUCGGCCUCAGUGGAUGUGCUGCUGACAAACCUCAUCAAGGGGAAUCUGCUUCCCUCUGCUUUCCUCUGGAUAACCUCUCGACCAGGAGCAGCCAAUCAGAUUCCUCCUGAGUGUGUAGACCAGGUAACAGAGGUACGAGGGUUCAGUGAUCCUCAGAAAGAGGAGUACUUCAGGAAGAGGAUCAGUGAUCAGAGCCUGGCCAAUAAAAUCAUCACACACAUGAAGUCUUCAAGAAGCCUCUACAUCAUGUGCCACAUCCCAGUCUUCUGCUGGAUCUCAGCCACUGUUCUCGAGAGAAUGUUGGGUGAAGCAGAGAGUGGAGAGAUCCCCAAGACUCUGACUCAAAUGUUCACACACUUCCUGAUCUUUCAGAUCAAACACAAGGACCAAAAGUACCAUCAGAAAUGUGAGCCUGAUCCUCAGCAGACCAGAGCGAGUAUCCUGGCACUGGGAAAACUGGCUUUCCAACAGCUGGAGAAAGGAAACCUGAUCUUCUAUGAGGAAGACCUGAGAGAGUGUGGCAUUGAUGUGAGAGAAGUGUCAGUGUACUCAGGAGUGUGUACCCAAAUCUUCAGAGAGGAGUUUGGGCUUCACCUGGGGAAGGUCUUCAGCUUCGUACAUCUGAGUGUUCAGGAGUUUCUGGCUGCUUUAUACACGUUUAUCUCUUUCAUAGAGAAAAGUAUUAGAAACCAAAAUAUCUGGUCUGUACUUUUUCAAAGAUCAGACAUGUCUGAUUUCCUCAGGAGUGCAGUGGACAAGGCCUUACAGAGUGAGAAUGGACACCUGGACCUGUUCCUCCGCUUCCUUCUGGGUCUCUCACUGGAGUCCAAUCAGACUCUCUUACGAGACCUACUGCCCCAGACAGGAAGUAGAUCUCACAGCAAACAGGAAACAGUCGAAUACAUCAAGGAGAAGAUCAGGGAGAAUCCAUCUCCAGAGAAAUCCAUCAAUCUCUUCCACUGUCUGAAUGAACUGAAUGAUCAUUCUCUAGUGCAGGAAGUACAACGUUACCUGAACAGAGGAGAUUUCAGGCAUCUCAGUGGAGUCAGUCUCUCUCCUGCUCAGUGGUCAGCUCUGGUGUUUGUGUUACUGAACUCAGAACAGGAGCUGGAUGUGUUUAAUUUGAAGAAAUAUGACCCAUCAGAUGAAUGUCUUCUGAAGCUGCUGCCAGUGGUCAAAGCCUCCAGAAAAGCUAAUCUGUGUGAGUGUAAUCUGACAGAGGAAAGCUGUAGAGUUCUGUCCUCAGUUCUCAGCUCAAACUCCUCCAGUCUGAGAGAACUGAACCUGAGUCUCAAUAACCUGCAGGAUUCAGGAGUGAAGCUGCUCUCUGCUGGACUGGAGAAUCCACACUGUACACUGGAGAUACUGAGUCUGUGUGUGUGUAAUCUGACAGAGGAAAGCUGUAGAGUUCUGUCCUCAGUUCUCAGCUCAAACUCCUCCAGACUGAGAGAACUGAACCUGAGUAACAAUCACCUGCAGGAUUCAGGAGUGAAGCUGCUCUCUGCUGGACUGGAGAAUCCACACUGUACACUGGAGACACUGAGUCUGUGUGGGUGUAAUCUGACAGAGGAAAGCUGUAGAGUUCUGUCCUCAGUUCUCAGCUCAAACUCCUCCAGACUGAGAGAACUGAACCUGAGUCUCAAUAACCUGCAGGAUUCAGGAGUGAAGCUGCUCUCUGCUGGACUGGAGAAUCCACACUGUACACUGGAGAUACUGAGGUUGUCUGAUUGCAGGAUUACAGGUGAAGGUUGUGCUGCUCUGGUUUCAGCUCUGAGGUCAAAUCCCUCAUCACACCUGAGAGAACUCAAUCUGAACUGGAAUAAUCCAGGAGAAUCAGGAGUGAAGCUGCUCUCUGAUCUACUGAAGAUUCCACACUGUACACUGGAGAAACUAGAUCUGUAUCGGUGUAAUCUGACAGAGGAAAGCUGUAGAGUUCUGUCCUCAGUUCUCAGCUCAAACUCCUCCAGACUGAGAGAACUGGACCUGAGUCUCAAUAAACUGCGGGAUUCAGGAGUGAAGCUGCUCUCUGCUGGACUGGAGAAUCCACACUGUACACUGGAGAUUCUGAGGUUGUCUGGCUGCAGUAUUACAGGUGAAGGUUGUGCUGCUCUGGUUUCAGCUCUGAGGUCAAAUCCCUCAUCACACCUGAGAGAACUGAAUCUGGACUGGAAUAAUCCAGGAGAAUCAGGAGUGAAGCUGCUCUCUGAUCUACUGAAGGAUCCACACUGUACACUGGAGACACUAGAGUUGGAGUUUUCAUCCUGAUCUGAUCUGAGUCUCACACACAGAGGAUGAUGAGGAUAAACCCUUACAGUACAAAGUGAUUUGAAAAUCAUCAUCAUUUAGUGAUAAUCAGAUGUGUACAACAUGUCAGCACUUCCACUUCUCUAGUUGUUUGUAAAAAUACACCAGCUGAGAUAAAUAAACUUUAAUGAACUCAACGCUCAUAAAUAUUUUCUUAUUAAUAUCUUUUACAGCAAAACAGAAACUGUUAAUGCACAUCGAACAUCAUUUAAUAGUUUUGUAUGUACAGUAUGCUUCUGUUUUUCCAUUUACAUGCAGCAGAAGGUCACAUUUAUGUUUAAAACACAUCAUAAAUAUCUUAUCGUAUCAGUUCACUGCAGUCAUUUGAUCAUUGCACAAAGUUACACACUGUUUAUAACUGCGUAAAGUAAAUUAUUUUCCUCCUGAAAUUAUACAAUUCAGAUGAGAGAGGUUUAAUUUGGUUGACUCUGUACAUAACUGUUUUAAUCAAUUUUUAAAUGCUGUGUUUAUAAAAAUGAAGAUGAUUAUCAAUUCUGUAUUGAAUGUUAGAAAUAUUUGUGUGAAGACACUUCAUUGUGUAUUUGUACUGUGUGUCAAUACACAUCGAUAUCCUGAUUAUUGAUCAGCAUGUUAUUUUCUCGAAGCAUCUUUGAGACACUGAUGGUUUAAAAUUAUAUUGAAAUGAAUAAUUUGCUGUAAAUUGCUGUUUCAUAUUGUAGACUAUUAUACUACCAUUUAAUAUUGCGUUAUAAGCAUAAUAGCUUUGGGUGACCACAGGAGGGGAACAGAACAGAUCCUGGAGAUGGAACUGAUCCCCAUCAACCCUGUGACACAUAAUACAGCUCCAUCUAGUGGCUUCCAGUUUCUCUCAUUCGGAUACACACUGUAACGGAAUGAAUUCACCAAAUAACUGAUUCCUUCUGCUCAAAUCUCUGAACCACAACAAUAAACACAUUCUUAUUGUUCAA